Neurospora hispaniola is the source of this 550-nucleotide messenger RNA. RefSeq lists its product as uncharacterized. The record is from RefSeq and is a predicted model, not a curated record. Lineage: Eukaryota; Fungi; Ascomycota; Sordariomycetes; Sordariales; Sordariaceae. The transcript has a single exon. Bases 125 to 400 code for a protein of 91 amino acids.
GCCCGAAAUUGUCUGCAAUUUCAGAAAUGAGCAGACCAAACUCUUUUCUGGCUAGGGGCUGACUCCAUGUAAGCGCGGCUAUUGGCUGGAGCUUGUACUCCACUGUUGCAAUAUUGCUAGCGUUAUGUUCAUGUCAGGCACCGUGCUGCACAGGAUCGCGACAUGCAUCGCUAGCACGGCAACACUCUUGGUUGAAGCUGGUGGGGGCGAGAUCAUGACUUUUCUUGGCUCUCCCGUUCCGUCUUUGUUGGUGUUGGUCGAUGGUGUCAUCGCGUGGUUUCUAGCCUGGAGCGCUGGGGUCUUUUUGCUUUGCUCUUUUCAGGCAGUGUCUUUAGUGGGAGAUGCGCUACACUGCACUACAAGGACAAGCCAGACCACCUACCUCCCUCCGCUGUGCUAAAAACUCGGUCCUUUUUUCGUUGCUUCGAACUGGAACUCAAGAAGCCACCCAAUCUUUGCUUGCAUAGGACCGUACAUAGGUACCGUUUUUGGUUUUUCAUAAUGCUUCGUCUCCCCCAUAUGCCACGUUUUUUUUUUUUGUGGUUUACCC